AUGUGGAUUCUCGAUUCGACCGGUGACUUUCUAGAAGGGAAGCGCGUAUGGCUGCGGCCCGGAAAGAAGUAUCUAUUUGGUCGAUGCAAAGGCGAAGUCCUUGUCAAUCACGUUUCGAUAUCCCGCCGACAUAUGACCAUUGAAAUCUCACCGGUCAAGCCGAGAGAUGGGUUAUCACCACGAGCACGAUCUGACAUCACAAUAACCGACUUGGGAUCGAAAUUAGGCACAGUCGUGGAUGGCCAGAGAAUACAAGGAGAACAUAAGCUCGAGAAGAGCGAUGAGCAUGUCAUCCAACUAGCCAAAUACCAGCACCCGCUCCGAAUAAAAUGGGAGCCAGUAGUGCUGACAAUGUCUGUCUCCUCCCAAGCGGUACGAGGCGAGGAUCCUCUAGCUCAUGUUCGCAUGCGCUUAGAAGAUCUUGACAUCAAGACCGUGAUGGAUUACAUCGUGGAUCACACAACGCAUGUAGUACAACGCAAGCGAAAUACGGCUAAGGGACUUCAAGCCCUUGUCAACGGGAAAUACAUCGUGAAUGAUUCCUAUAUUGACGCAAUUGUCUAUGCUGCCACACCGGGCGAUCUAGAGAAUAUCGAGUCACUUUCUCCUCUCGAGGUCGACUAUGAAUCAGCAUGGCCCAAUCCAAAUGAUCACCUGCCGCCACCUGGAAAGGAGCCCACCCAGCGUCCCGCCGCCGCAUUCGCCCCAAACCCCGCGCGUCUCAAUGUAUUCGAAGACUACACAUUUAUCUUUGGGGACCUAACACAGUUUGAGAACCUCCAAGGUCCGAUCAACAAUGGCCAAGGAAAGGCGCUUUUCUACGAAGUUGAGCAUGGGGUUACAACCGCCGCCGAGAUUGUCAGAUUUAUGAAACAAGCAGCGGGACGGAAAGGCGUCGGUAGCGAACGGCAAGGUCCUGGUGGUGUCGUUCUCGUUCGCUUUCGAUCCAAGGGUGACCUCGAGGCCUGGUCCAUUGAGGUCAGCAAUGAAGUGGCUCUUAUGACGGACCAGCGCGUGAUCGAGCAAUCAGAAUUUCUUGACGCUAUUUUGGGCAACGAUGCAUCAUCCCUCUGUCGCCCAUUACCUACGGAGGACAGUUCUAGCCAGGCAUCUAUAUCCACGGCAGCCGCCGAGCCUGCACUAACGAAGGAACGGCCAAUACCCGCUGCUGCAGAGUCACUCGCGCCCGCUGAGCGUGAGGCUAGCCAGCCCCCGAGAGCCCGGGCCAAAACCCCUCGCGUACGUCCCUAUGUCAGCAAAAUGAAAACAUUUGAUGACGGUUUCGACAUGGAAUCAGUCCCGAUUUAUGCGCCCGAAGAUGAGGACAAUGCCAAUUUGGACACUACUCAGACGAUGUUGAUGGACGAAGAAGUUCAACUACCGUCCCAACCAUCGCAACCCCCAGAUACGAUUAAGGAAGAAGCGGAAGAGGAUAUAGUCUCUGAUCUUCUACCAGGGGCCCGUGCUAUGAAGCGUCGUCGGGCAGAGAUGACCAACCGUGCCGCAGAGGGCACAGCCAUAGUUACUGAGCCUGAGGAGGUUCCCAAACGGAAGCGAGCUAAACUCGAUGUGCUCGAAGCGGCCCGCAAGCAUCGGGAAGAGGAAGAACAGCACCGCAAAACCGAGGAAGAUUCACAUCAGGCAGAUAUGAACGAUAUGGACAUGGAACAAUUGAAAAACCUGGCCAUUGUGGAGGAAAUGGAGAUUCCCGUCCGGAGAGCCCCAGCACGCGCUGAUACAACCUCGGACCGCUGGGACGAGCAUUGGAACGGGCGCAAAAACUUCAAGAAAUUCCGGCGAAAGGGAGAGCCAGGUAGUCGAGCUCGAAUCCAGACAGUUAUUGUUCCCCUUGAAGAAGUGACCCGCAAAGACUAUGGAAUCGGCGAUCACUACUGGAGCAGCUCUGUCACUGAGAGGAAUGCUCCGACGGAACUAGAGACGGAACUAGAAAACCCGACCCCUGUGGAUGAUGACUUCCCCGAAGUGGCUCCACGCCCUGAGUUGUCGGUCGCUGGGGGCACGUCGCCUGAACCGACUCCAGAGCCGACGCCUGCUCAGCGCCGAAAGAGGCCCCGGGAAGAGCGCGACUCUGACAGCGAUGAUGGCCUUCGUUUCCGGUUCAGGCGUAAACGCUAG
This is a messenger RNA of Penicillium bovifimosum, 2136 nucleotides long. RefSeq names its product DNA damage response protein RcaA. The record is from RefSeq and is a predicted model, not a curated record. Gene Ontology annotation, biological process: mitotic G2 DNA damage checkpoint signaling; double-strand break repair via homologous recombination. Gene Ontology annotation, cellular component: Mre11 complex. Lineage: Eukaryota; Fungi; Ascomycota; Eurotiomycetes; Eurotiales; Aspergillaceae. The transcript has 5 exons. Gene Ontology annotation, molecular function: damaged DNA binding; protein binding. The coding region runs from base 1 to 2136 and encodes 711 amino acids.